AACCCGGAACUGUGAGGUUUUUGUUUUGUUUUGGCGCUUUGACUUUUUAGUUGGACUGACAGGCUGACAUGCGGCGGGUCGGGACAGGGACGAGGACCAGAACCAAAUCCGACCACUGAAUAAAUGGGGCAAGACCGACCGGUGAUGGAAGAUGACGCUUCAAUUCAUGACACAUGCAAAAGGCCGACUUUCACCGACGACAAGGUGAAAGCGUUCAGCGACCUGCCGGCAGGAAGCAGCAAAGUUGAGGUGUCGCUGCGAAACCUGGACCGACGACGUGCCAGCAGAGGAAAGUUAUCUCAUGACGAGGAACAAAAGAAAGAAGAACAACAAGACAGCGAUGCGGAGGACAACAACAAUAACAACUGCAACGGAGCGCCGAGGGGGGCGGGCAUCGUGGAGCUUCUCAGGGGGAGUUUGCUGGCUUGGACGUCUCCCCUUGACUGCACAAACCCAGACGGUCGGAUGCAGGGAGGCUCCGAGGUUGGCCACGGUGACAAAGUCGCCGUUUGCGACGACACAAGCGGCCACAAAGGCGAGCAGGACCCGCGUGGUAAACCGGCACAGGCUGGGAUAAAAAACGAGCCUGCCUCCGUCGCUUUAACCUCUUCGGACACUAGAGGAGUUGAUAUAGUUUCACUUUUAGAUGUUCAACGUCUCAAAUGCGACACAAAUGGGACUACUGUAAAUUUGGACGCCACUUCUAGCGUCAAAGAGCAUGUUUAUUGCACUGUCUACUGCAUCGCUGACGACAGCGACCUGGAUGACGCUGCUCGUUUCAACCACCAAGAUGACACUGUCACAACCGAAGAUGAUCGACACACUUCCAGUUCUGAGAACGAGCUGGUCCUGUACACUACUGAAGACCUGGUGGACCCAUUGGGGACGGCAGCCCUCCAACACCGGCUAACAGCACUGCAGGCAGGUGCCCAUGCAGCCGAAGCGCAGCCGUGCCGGGUGUGCUUGGACGUGAAAACAAUCGCACCCUUGCCGUGCUGCAGGAAGCUGGUGUGUGAUGAAUGUUUGACUCUGUACGUCAGCUCCCAGGUGCGAGUGGCCAAGGCUUCCAUCCGCUGUCCCAUCUCGGAGUGCAGCGGCCUCCUGGAGGACACCCUGGUGGUGUCCCAUCUGGCCAGCGAGGACGUGCUCAGGUAUCGCUACUUCCUGGAGCUGAGUCAGCUGGACUCCAGCACCAAGCCCUGCCCGCGCUGCAGCCACUUCACCUCGCUGACCGGGCCCAGCCCCGGUCGCUCGGAGCACAAGUACAAGAUCCAGUGCAGCAGCUGUAAGUUUGUGUGGUGCUUCAAAUGCCACGCGCCCUGGCACCACGGCAUCAAGUGCCGCGACUACCGCAAGGGGGACACGCUGCUGAAAAGCUGGGCGUGCGUCAUCGAGCGCGGCCAAAGGAACGCCCAGAAGUGUCCCAAGUGCAAGAUCCACAUCCAGCGCACAGAGGGAUGCGAUCACAUGAUCUGUACGCAGUGCAACACUAACUUCUGUUACCGCUGUGGCGAGCGAUACCGUCAACUCAGGUUUUUCGGGGAUCACACGUCCAACCUCAGCGUGUUUGGCUGCAAAUUUCGAUAUCUGCCAGAUAAGCCACAUCUGAGGCGGCUCAUAAGAGGCUCCAUCUGUGGCUUGAAGGUGCUGGUAGCUCCAGUGGUCGUUUCACUGGUCCUGGUCUUUGGAGCACUGGCGCUGGUCAUAGGUGUGAUAGGUUUCCCCAUCUACUACGUGUGCAAGAGGAGGAAGAAGCAGCGCUUGCUGGGUUCUGUUCGAUGGGUCUGACGUCGGCCGCGCAGCAGGAGCAUCUCCUCAGGGACACGCCGCACCCACGUUACCCGGACCACCGCUCGCAAUCAAGUCAUUUUUUACUUGUCCUCCUGGCAGGAAGUUGCAGUUUUGCACUUUAGAAAAAAAUGAUAUCCACAUUUGGAUCUCGUUGAGGAGAAGCAGGUUUGUUUCCGCCUGCACACUGGAGUGAUUGACAUUGGGAUGAGGUGGGAGUGUGUUGACACGGUAGGAAGCGAGCGCACUGAUAAGCACUGGUGCACACAAGAUUGGAUGAAACGAAGAAUAUUGGAGAGAAAAAAAACAAAACUACUUAAUGCUGAUGAAUAAUUCAUGCAACAUUUAAAAAUAUCUGCAAGCUUUUGUGCUGAAAGUGAUGAUACUGGAUGAGGAUUGGAGUGCAAAUAUUAAGGAUGCAGUGUGUGUGUGUGUGUGCGUGUGUGCGUGUGCGUGCGUGCGUGCCCUCAGCGCCCACACAGUGCAUGUCAGCAUGUGCAUCAUCAGAAAAACAAAACCAAACAGUCAGCUUGUUGCACCGUGCCAAAACAAUCCUGCCUGAACGUGGAAAGCUAAAUCAACCUCCACAUUUUUUUUUGAGCCAUGGCUCUGGUGGAUUGUCCAUGUCAGGAUUUUUUUUUCUUAUUGCCAAAGAAAAUGCUGGAUGCUUAGUUACUUCCCGACCCAAACACACCUUGCCACAGUCUGGUCACAAAAUGAUGGCUCGCUGAUUACACCAUUGUCCUUGUGACAUGAAAAUCAACCUCUGCUAUAUUUAGAAACACAGGUGCGGCUAAUGGAGGAAAUGGCAAUACAGUUCCACCUUUAUGGAUAUAUAACUUCCGUAUGAACAAAGCAAACUUAUCAAGGAAUAGGAGGACCACACUGAAAAGAAACAAAUCAUUUGGCGUGCCUUUUUUUUAAUAUUCGGAGGAAAAAAUGUGAAACAUCAGUGAAUUUUUCCAUGAAAUUCCUCAUAAUAAGCUACAUGACCUAUAAGUGACCUAUUGGUGCAGUAUAGCAAAGAAAUUGAAAAAUUAUGAGGGAAAAAGUUCAAAUUAAGUCAUAAUAAAGUCAGAUUAUGAGAAAAAUGUUAGAAUAAAGUAAGAAUAUUUCCAGAAAAUAAAUAGGAACGUUAGAAGAAGUCGUAUUGUUGUGAGAGAAAAAAAAGUAGUAAGCAAGGUAAGUUACAAGAAUAAAGUUGUAACUGAAAAAAUGUUACAAAAAUAUUAAUCUUAAUAUUAUAAAAAUACGUCGAAAUCUUGUCGUGAUGCGUCAAACAAAAAUGUGGAAAUCUUAUAUACAGUCAUAAUUUUCGGGGGGAAAAAGUUGUAAUGUUAAAAUAAAGUGCAGUAAUUUAGUCAUAAUGUUAUGAAAAAAGUUUGGAUUUUACGAGAACAUAGGAGUUGUAAUAUUACAAGAAUAAAGCUGUAAUACAAAGAAUUGUUGUAAGGUUUUGAAAACAGUCAAAAUUAUACGGAAAAAUAUGUUAUAAUAAAUAGUCAUCAUGCUUCAAACUAAAAAGUUGAAAUCUUAUUUGAAGUCGCGAGGUUACGAGAAUAAAGUCGUAAUAUUUUGCAAAAAAGUUGUAAUGUUAAUAACGGCGGAAUGUUGGAAUAAAGUCAUGAAGCUCCGAAAACAAUUUUUGAAAUCUUAUAUAAAGUCAUGAAGUUACGAGAAUAUAGUUGUAAUAUUCAGGGGGAAACAAUUGUAAUGUUAAAAUAAAGUUGUGGUCAUGCGAUAAUAUAGGAGUGGUACUAGUACAAGAAUGAAGUUGUAAUAUGAAAAAUUGUUGUUACAUUACGAAAAUAGUCAUUUUUAUAAAGAAAAAUAUGUUGGAAUAAAGUCAUGAUGCGCCGAACAAAAAAGUUGACAAAAGUAAUGAUGUUACGAGAAUAAAGUCGUAAUAUUUGGGGGGGGGGAAGUCGUAAUGUGAAACUAUAGUUGUGAUAAUAUAGUCGUAAUGUCACGAAAAACGUUGUGAUGUUACGAGAAUAUAGGAGUGGUACUGUUACAAGAAUAAAGUUGCACUACAAAAAAUUAUUGUAACAUUACGAAAAGGAAAAAUACAUCUUAUAUAAAGUCGUAAUAUUCGGGGUGGGGGGAAAUGUUAAAAUAAAUUUGUGAUGUUGCGAUAAUUUAGUCAUAAUUUUACAAAAACGGUUGUGAUGUUACGAAAAUAAAGACGUAACAUUCGGGAAAGAAAGUUGUAAUGUUAAAUACGUCGGAAUGUGGGAAUUAAGUCAUGAUGAGCCCACAAAAAAGCUGAAAUCUAAAGUCGUGAUGUCACAAGAAUAAAGUCGUAAUAUUCGGGGGGAAAAAAACGUAAUGUUAACAUGAAGUUGCGAUCUGGCGGUAAUAUCGUCGUAAUGUCACAAAAAAAGUUGUGAUGUUCCGAUAAUACAGGAGUGGUCAUGUUACAACAGAAAAGAUAACGUUACAACAAUUUUUUUCGGGACUCAAACCAAUGCCCUCUGCCGUGCGCCGUCAGAAGAAUAAAGUUGUAAUAUAACAAGAAAUAGUCACAUUCUUAGUCAUAAUGUGCGAUAAUAGAGUCAUCAUGUCAGGAGAAAAAAUGUGCAAUGUUACAAGACAAAAGUUGCAAUGUUACAAAAAAAAGUUGUAACGUUAUGAUAAUGUUAUAAGAUUACAGUUGAAGCAUUCCGGAAGAAGUUGUAACGUAAAGUCAUGACGUGAGAUGAAAAGUCGUAAUAUCACAAGAAAAGUGGUGGUUGUGUCACAAGAAUAAUGUUGUAAUUUUACGAGAAAGUGUUGGUAACGUUGGAAUAAUGUCCCGACGUUGCCAGACGACAGUCGGAAUAUUCAGUGGAAAAAAGUUGCUGGUGUCACAAGAAUAAAGUCGUAAUUUUCCCAAAAAAAGUUGUUAACAUUGGAAUACAGUUGUGCCGUUAGUCUAUAGCCACGUUACGAAAAAAGUAAUCAUGUUAUGAAAAAAGUUGAGAUUCCACAAGAAUUAAGGCAGAAUAGUACGAGUAAAAAUGUUAUGUUACAAAAAUAACAUCGUAAUUCUGGCAAUUUCCGUCAGUGUAAUUUUUUUUGUUUUGUUUAUAAAUUAUGACUUAUGACACAUAAUAUUAUUACUUUAUUCCCAUAAUUUUUGUUGUGAUAAUAUUUCUUCCCUCCCCCAAUGUGGCCCUUAUACUCGGAAUAUGUUCUGUCAUGUGACUGUUUUGGGCCAAUCAACGUAAAGGUUGCUGGUUUGCAUUGGCUGGCUGUUACAUUUGACUUUUCUUUUUUUUUUUUUAAAUCACAUCAAGUUUAAACUGUGCCUUACAACCUCUAACACUGACGCAAUGUAUCACACCUGUUGAUCACAUGAUGUCAAAGGAAAGACUAUUAUCAAAUAUGGGGUUAAUAUUGACUAUUAUUCACUUCACAGGGUAAAUAGUCUCAGAUAUCUAUCUAGUAACACCACCCAGGGUCUCAGCUGCAUCCCAAAUGUCUAUAAUUGUUCUUUUGCACAUAUUGACCGACACGUGGCAGGAAACGGGACCUUUCCAAGUACAGUACUGUAGAUGAAUGUGAGUAUAUACUAAAUUGUGGUUAGGAGGAUACUGCACUGUGUACGCAUUCUUCUUCAUAUUUGGGGGAUUGCUCACUUGGCAUCAUGAAGUUAAUUAAUAUGUGGCUGGAGAAAGAAUAAAGUGAAGUUCACCUGCUAA
Molecule: messenger RNA, 5471 nt
Organism: Dunckerocampus dactyliophorus (ringed pipefish)
Lineage: Eukaryota; Metazoa; Chordata; Actinopteri; Syngnathiformes; Syngnathidae
Gene: rnf217
Product: ring finger protein 217
Exons: 7
Coding region: 124-1788 (554 amino acids)
Biological process (GO): ubiquitin-dependent protein catabolic process; protein polyubiquitination; positive regulation of proteasomal ubiquitin-dependent protein catabolic process
Cellular component (GO): cytoplasm; ubiquitin ligase complex
Molecular function (GO): zinc ion binding; ubiquitin protein ligase activity; ubiquitin conjugating enzyme binding
Source: RefSeq, a predicted model, not a curated record